This is a messenger RNA of Lathyrus sativus (Indian pea), 753 nucleotides long. Lineage: Eukaryota; Viridiplantae; Streptophyta; Magnoliopsida; Fabales; Fabaceae. The record is from the annotation of a GenBank genome assembly.
AUGGUGGAACCCGAUACGAAGAAGCCUCUGCUUCAAUUCGCGCCGAUGCAGAGCUCCGUCGAUGAAGGAUUCUGGCAUAGAUUGUCAUCUUUGAAGCUCAACAAACUUGGCAUUGAUGAUUCUCCAAUACCCAUUAUUGGUUUCUACGCACCUUGCUCACACCCUCGAGUAUCGAAUUAUCUAACUCUUUUAGCUGAGUCUUUACCUUCUGAAUCAAGUGAAGCAUCAUCAAUACCAGAACCAAGCCACGGAAACAGGAACAGGUGUUCUGUUUCAGGGACACUUUACAACACUAAUACCGUGGAGAGUUUCCAUGCACUUGAUAAACAUAAUCUGUUAAAGGAAGAGGCCCAAAAGAUAUGGGGUGACAUUCAAACUGGAAGAGCUCUGGAGGACUGUUCAGUACUUUCAAGAUUUCUUCUUAUUUCAUUUGCAGACCUGAAAAAAUGGAGUUUUCAUUAUUGGUUUGCUUUCCCUGCUCUGAUGAUUGAUCCUCCUGCUACUGUGGUUAAUUUAAGUCCUGCUUCUCAGUGGUUGAGCAAGGAAGAGGCAGAGUCCCUCUCUGCAGCUUGUAACGAGUGGCGUGGUUCGAAAUCAACAGCAGACGUCCCAUUCUUUUUAGUAACUAUAGAUCCAAACUCACGUGCUACUGUUAGGCUUCUGAAGGAAUGGAUGCUCACAAGAUCCUAUUUGGGUUUUAUGACCCGUGUCAUCUCCCAAAUAAUCCUGGAUGGCCCCUGCGCAACCUCUUAG